Messenger RNA from Mastomys coucha (southern multimammate mouse), 856 nucleotides. RefSeq lists its product as uncharacterized. Bases 163 to 852 code for a protein of 229 amino acids. NCBI's taxonomy places the organism in Eukaryota, Metazoa, Chordata, Mammalia, Rodentia, Muridae. The record is from RefSeq and is a predicted model, not a curated record. The transcript is spliced from 4 exons.
UGAAGUGCUUUAAAAGGACCACAUUUGCACAGAUUUCUCAGACUCGCAGAAGUCCUGGGAAGUAAGCAGAGCUGUUGGUACGCCCCACACUCUUGUGGACACCAGGACACAGCAGACCCUAGUUUCCUCACUGUGGUCAGCAAAGGAACCUCAGGAGAGAAAAUGCAGAGAGAUGACGGCCAAGUCCAAAGUGAGAGAACUAGCCAAGAAGCCAGUAGUAGGAGACCGAUGCAGGAAGGCCGAAGGUCCUCAGGUCCUCCCUUAAGCCCAUGGACUGACCUUGAAAUCAGGAGCUUCCUGCAGAAGUGGGAAGUGGUUGAACAGGAAAUCGGCCACCAAGGCAAGAAGAUGGAGGAAAAGGCUGGUCUUGUUUGCGAGCGUCUCUAUGAGAUGGGCCUGAACAAGUCCAGAGAAAGCUGUUUGGACCUGAUGUGGACCCUGAAGCAUCUGCAUGAGACUCUCAUUAAUGAGAGACCAAAGACGGAACCCUUGUUUUCUCCCUAUGCCGAGGCCCUGUACAGGAUCUUGGGUCCCAAAUGUCAGGGAGGCUAUGUUCCAGGUGUUGUGUAUGAUUGGUCUGGUUACCCCCUGCCUUCCAUGAGCCCUCAACCUCCAAUGGUGAUGCCAUCUCCAGUAUACCAGCCCUGGGAUUAUGGCAUGUCUGCAUCUUCUGCACAGCUUCAUGGGAAUCCAUCACUGCUGUCCAGUCAGGAUUCACUGCUUCCCAGAUGGGAAGCCUGGAAUGCCGCCUAUCCAUUGAGAGUUCCACACGAACUUCCUGCCUCCCUCCCUGGACAUGCCAACCUUCAGAUGCCGCGUCCAACUUCUCAUGAUGGCUCAAGUUCUCAGUGAAGAU